GCGUCCCCUCCCUUUCCCUCCGCCCGCCCCGCCCCCGGCUGAAGGUCAGCCGCGCUUUGUUCGCGCCGCGGUCUCCUCGCCGUCCUCCCGCGCGCACGUGGAGCUGGACGCUGUGGCUCCCGCCGCGCGGAGCGCUUGAACCGAACGAACGGGACGGGGAUAAAAGCAUUCAGAUGGCAGAUAACAGUUUUUCAGAUGGGGUUCCUGCAGAUUCUAUGGAAGCUGCUAAAAAUGCAAGUAAUACAGAAAAGCUCACAGAUCAGGUGAUGCAGAAUCCACAAGUCCUGGCAGCUUUACAGGAACGCCUUGACAAUGUCUCUCACACUCCUUCCAGUUACAUUGAAACAUUACCCAAAGCAGUCAAGAGGAGAAUCAAUGCACUGAAGCAGCUUCAGGUGAAGUGCGCACACAUAGAAGCCAAGUUCUAUGAAGAAGUCCAUGAUCUGGAGAGAAAGUAUGCAGCAUUGUAUCAACCUCUGUUCGACAAGAGAAGAGAAUUCAUCACUGGUGAUGUGGAGCCAACAGAUGCAGAAUCAGAGUGGCACAGUGAAAAUGAAGAGGAGGAAAAGCUGGCUGGAGACAUGAAAAGUAAAGUAGUCGUAGCAGAGAAAGAAGAAGCAGCAGCUGAAGAGCCAAAUCCCAAAGGAAUCCCCGAGUUCUGGUUUACCAUUUUUAGAAAUGUGGAUAUGCUCAGCGAGCUAGUGCAGGAAUAUGAUGAGCCAAUCUUGAAACAUCUGCAAGAUAUUAAAGUGAAAUUUUCAGACCCUGGGCAGCCUAUGUCUUUUGUAUUAGAGUUCCACUUUGAACCCAAUGACUACUUUACUAAUCCAGUCCUGACAAAAACAUACAAGAUGAAGUCAGAGCCAGACAAGGCUGACCCCUUUUCCUUUGAAGGUCCUGAAAUUGUGGACUGUGAUGGGUGUACUAUUGACUGGAAGAAAGGAAAAAACGUUACAGUAAAAACCAUCAGGAAAAAACAGAAGCAUAAGGGUCGGGGCACUGUUAGAACAAUUACUAAACAAGUGCCCAAUGAAUCAUUUUUCAACUUCUUCAACCCGCUGAAAGCCUCUGGGGAUGGCGAAUCACUGGAUGAAGAUUCUGAAUUCACGUUAGCCUCAGAUUUUGAAAUCGGACACUUUUUCCGUGAGCGGAUAGUGCCACGGGCUGUGCUCUACUUCACUGGGGAGGCCAUAGAGGAUGAUGACAAUUUUGAAGAAGGCGAGGAAGGAGAAGAGGAGGAAUUGGAAGGUGAUGAGGAGGGAGAAGAUGAGGACGAUGCUGAAAUUAACCCCAAGAAAGAGCCCAGCCAGCCGGCAGAAUGCAAGCAGCAGUGAGGAGUGGCCACCUCAGGGAUGGCCGUCAGGACCCCGCUGUGGCAGGGCCUCGGGCCAUGCUGCAGCACACAUAUGGACAGUGCUUAUAACGGCUAACACGUUUUCAAGUGCAUGAUUUCACUUUCACUUUUCCUUUUUUCCUUCUUAUUUUGCUUAACUUGUACAGUGGCAACAGAAAUGCAUUUCAGAAAUAGGAGGUUUAGUUCUAGCACCCUCUGUGGCCUUGGUGCUUGCAGCCCUGGACCUGCUUAGGCCCUGCCCUUUAGAAGGUCCAUACAUCACAGGGGUUGGGGGAGUCACUCCUGGAAAAGACAGAGGUCUGGAGACUCCGUUUCAGGGCUCCUGGAGCCUCUUCUUCCACUUCUGCAGCCUGGCUGAGUUCCUCCCUUUGACAGAGAAACCCCAGUUCCCACCACUGAUCCUGCUGCUCGGAAGCUGCUUCAGCCAUUCUAUCCUGAUCAUCUCAGAAGAGCUGAGGGGAGUAAGGCCGUGAUUCCUCAGAGGGUUUUUCCUUGUGUUUUAGUUUGCUAGGGGUUGGGUGGGUUGUGGUACACACCUUCUCGGAGGCGGGAGCUCUAGUGAUACCCUUGUAUUUAUUUAUUCGUUGUGCUUGGAGGACUUUGAACUUAGUUGCUCAUCCUUACCAUUGAUGAAACCAGGAGGAGGAUGUGCUGUCUCCUAGCAGGAGCAUGGCCUGUGCUGCUUCGUGCAGCCAGCUGCGGAGGGCAAGAGCUUGUUCUAUGACAUGCAGGCCACAUGUUGCUGUUGGAAGGUCUUUGGGGAGGAAGGGACUGCAGACUACAGCUUUUGAACCUGAUGUGUGAAUGUUACAUCCUGCUUUCUUGGCAACCCCAUUUCUGGACGCCACCACUCAUUUGUCCUAAGAGCCCUGGGUUUUGUGUGACUGGUUGGCUGGUGUAUGGGGUUUUCGAGUAUGUGGCAGUGAUCUCUGGCACCUGGGGACAGCUGUGUCCACGUUGACCAGGCAUGUAGAGAGUGCUCAGCCUUACUGAUUACACAUUUGUAACUGAAUACGGUGUUUUCAAUUUGUACAGAAUAGUUAGAAUGUUCUAUUAAAGUUGUGAAACAUGAAGCUGGUACUAUGUGGGGUCUCUAUGCGGCCGUGGCUCCUCUUGACAGGUUAAAAGUAGACACACCCUGCUGGGCUGUGAGCCCCUAUUGUAGGUGAAUCCAAGACUGCAGUCAUCUGGCUUCCCAUUUUGUCAUUGACGCUUUGAAAGCUCCUCUUUAGGGGAAGGCUGUGUUUAGUUUCCCCACAGAUCUGCUGUCUCCUGCCCUUGCAAGCCCCUCUGAUAUGGAGCAGGUCCUUGGUUCCUGUAUGGAGAGGUGUACACCGUGACCCCAGAGCUCAUGGGCUGCAUCUUGUGGCCCCAGAAGAGUCCAGAGGGAGGCUCUUUCACGAAGCCCAUACAGGAAGUCACCCUGAGGUCUUUUCCUGCCAUCUCUUCUUAAUGAGAGGGAAGAAUGCCAACCAGAAAUACCUGCUACACAAGCUCUUGUUCAGUGACAUAACCUGGGGAGUCUUAGCCUUGGCAGUACCCAGCUGAGCUGAAACUGUCCAGGAGAAGGCAGCUGUGGGGUCAGCUUGCACCUCUCCACAUGGCCAGGCUGCCCUUCUUCCUGCUGUGGUCCCUGGCCUGCCUGCAUGACUGGCUUCUCCCUGGGAAUAGCAAGAAGACAGAGGGUCCUGGUGGCCACCAGAAGGACUCGGGGAACCGGAUACAGGCCUAGAUGUAAACAUGCUGGCAGCAUGCCCCCAAGGGCAGCAGAGCAGGACACCCCACUCCUUGUCUGCAUCUCAUGAAGUGCCAGAGGAGCUCUGGCAGCCUGUGAGCUGGGGCACUGCCCCUGACUGCCCACUUGUGUUGUGCUGGGGUGGGUGGUCACUGACCAGGGUGGCACAGGCUCUCCGUUUCCCUUGAGUGUUUAAAGCCACCCACUUGUGAACAUGUGGUUCACGAGUUAGAGCCCAGAAGUAACUGCACGAAGUGAUGUGCUUGGUAAGGCUGGUGAGCCACUUGGCCUGCUCACAGCUAUGCUGAGGGCUUUGCCAGGAGCAUCGCUCCGUCUGGCCUCGCUUAGUGUGUACCCCACACCUGAUCUGUUUGACAGCUCCCUGUCAGGCCUGAACCUCUGUGCCAUGCACCGAGUGAGACUCAAUUCAUCUGCGGCUGCGUCGGCUGUCCUGCCACGCUGACUGGGGACCGCAGGGAGCCACCUGGAGAGUAGCAAUGACCACAAAGGUGCCGGGCAGCCACCUUAGAGCUGCUGCCUCGGGUGGCCUACUCAAAACCCCUCCCAGCUAGCGGGAGCUUUACUUCCUUGCCUUUAUGUCUUUUACUUUCUUGCCUUUUAUAUUUUUUUAAAUAAAUUUGCUUAUACCCUAA
Molecule: messenger RNA, 3742 nt
Organism: Cavia porcellus (domestic guinea pig)
Lineage: Eukaryota; Metazoa; Chordata; Mammalia; Rodentia; Caviidae
Gene: Nap1l4
Product: nucleosome assembly protein 1 like 4
Exons: 15
Coding region: 174-1334 (386 amino acids)
Biological process (GO): nucleosome assembly
Cellular component (GO): nucleus; chromatin
Molecular function (GO): histone binding; chromatin binding
Source: RefSeq, a predicted model, not a curated record